CGGUUUUAUCAUUGUAAAUAUGGGUUCCGGUCCUGUCGAAAGAAUCCAACAACUCGAUAUUAUUGAGAGGGAAAUUGCAACAGCUAUUCAUAGUGCUGGUUUAGCUCUCCAGGAACUAGCCAAAGAAAAGCCACAAGCUAAACAAAUAGAGACACAUACACAUACUUUCAUGAAAACUUUAAUGGAAGUAGAGAAGAAAAUGACAAACCAUAUUAACUACCUCACACAAGUUUCUACUGGUCAGCCUCAUGAGGGAUCAUCAUAUGCAGCAUCUAAAGAUUUGACUCUAGCUUAUCACAGAAUCGAUCAUAUCAAAAGCAGAUUGGCUACUCUAGAAAGAUUUCACCAUGAACUUAGUCCUCAAAAACCUCAUGCAAAGACUUUACAAAUGUCUGAUACUUGAAGUUGAAUAUCAUGCAACUCAUAUUGAUUUGUUAUAGAAGAUGCACAAUGUACAUAUAUUUGUUGUCUUGGAAGGAAACAAGAACUGACAAGUCUUUGUCAAAGAUCCUCAUAUUUUCAAAAAUCAACUAAAAUGGAUGUAAAUGUGAUCUAUGUGAGGUGUCAGAUCCAGAACAUGUAGUCACCAUAUUGUCAACAUUGUACAAUAAAUGCUUUCAAAAGUCUU
This is a messenger RNA of Mytilus californianus (California mussel), 628 nucleotides long. Its product is annotated as mediator of RNA polymerase II transcription subunit 11-like. Gene Ontology annotation, biological process: regulation of transcription by RNA polymerase II. Gene Ontology annotation, molecular function: transcription coregulator activity. Bases 20 to 403 code for a protein of 127 amino acids. The record is from RefSeq and is a predicted model, not a curated record. Lineage: Eukaryota; Metazoa; Mollusca; Bivalvia; Mytilida; Mytilidae. Gene Ontology annotation, cellular component: mediator complex. The transcript has 3 exons.